Messenger RNA from Rhodotorula toruloides NP11, 1926 nucleotides. Its product is annotated as DNA dependent ATPase. The transcript is spliced from 8 exons. NCBI's taxonomy places the organism in Eukaryota, Fungi, Basidiomycota, Microbotryomycetes, Sporidiobolales, Sporidiobolaceae. Gene Ontology annotation, cellular component: SCF ubiquitin ligase complex. The record is from RefSeq and is a predicted model, not a curated record. Gene Ontology annotation, biological process: SCF-dependent proteasomal ubiquitin-dependent protein catabolic process. Bases 1 to 1926 code for a protein of 641 amino acids.
AUGGCACCGCGCAGGAGACAGUCGCAGCAGAAUAAUGGGGACGGGCAGGUCUACGGUCCACGGUCGGCGCUCACCUCGUUCCUCCGCGAACAAGGCAUCACGGGACCGAACGCAAACAUCAACUAUGCCAACAGGCGCACGGGGCAACUCGCUCAGCCGUCCCCUCCCUCUCCAGCGACUCCCGCGACUGCCUCUGGCUCGACCACCCCGACCACUUCGGUCCAGCUCACCGCCGCAGACGACAGCACGGCUUCGUCGUCCACUGGAGCGUCGAUGCCCGUGACGGUCACUGCCGCAUCGACCGACGCAAACGCCGAAGCAGGGCCCUCCUCUUCUUCGACGGGCAAGAAGCGCAAGUCGACCUCGUCCGCUGCGAGCAAGAAGAAGGCCAAGAAGGACAAGGGCGGAGACGAGGAGGAUGGGUUCACGCUUGCGGGCGCACCGCACGUUGCGCCGAAGAAGGGACGGUACGACGACAGGAUGCCGGGGGCUAUCGCUGUCUGCGCCGAGUGCGGGAAGAAGUUUACCGUCUCCAAGUACACGGCGUCGAACCCGCGCGGACCAGGCCUGCUCUGCUCGCCCUGCACGUCCGAGUCGAUCGAAGAUCGCGCGACGUUCCCUUCGCUCCCGAAGAAACCCAAGCUGGUCAAGAAAAAGUCGCAGAAGGGCGUCGAGGAGACGAUGUACACGCCCGUCCCGGCUCUGCAGCAGGCCUGUCUCUCUAUCAUUGGCUCGUACAUCGACGACGUCGAAGCGCUCGGCGAUAUCGGGCACAAGAACCUCGACCGAGUCGCCAAGAUCGUGUGCAAGAACCGCGCGCUCAACGGCGACAACUUGCGCUUGUUCCUCGAAGUCGGGCACAAGGAGUUGAAGCUGUACGACUGCACGAACGUGAAAGACACGGCUCUCGCCUCCAUCUCGACGUUCUGCCCGCACCUCGAGCGCCUCACGCUCAACUUGUGCGGAAGGCUCGACGACGAUGUCAUCGAUGCGUGGAUGAAGGGCUUCAAGGAGCUGAGGCACUUGACGCUGUAUGCCCCGUACCUCGUCACAAUCAAGAAGUGGAUCGAGUUCCUCUCGACCUGCGGAACGGAUCGUCCCGAGUUCGAGACGUUCCAGCUGCGCAUGUCUUCCCGCUUCAACGACGACUGCCUUGACGCCCUUGUCUCGCACUCGCCGAACCUCACGCACCUCCAGCUCGCCGAGAUCGGCCGCUUCACCUCCUCGUCCCUCUCGAAGCUUCACUCGCUCAAGAACCUCGUCUCGCUCGACAUUGCGCGUCUCGGGACACCGCAAGGUCAGACGCUCGAGGACGACGCUGUCAUCGCGCUACUCGCGAACGUCGGCGGCAACCUCGAGCGCCUCGUGCUGGACGGGAACGAGAAGUUGACCGAAAGAGUACUCACGGAGGGAAUUCGUCCGCACUGCCCGGCGCUGCGCGAGUUGUCGUUGUCGAACUUGCCGGACGUCGAGACGAGCGGUGUCGAGGCGCUCUUCACGCCUCCCUCGCCCGACUCGGACUCUGCCGAGCCGACCGCACCCUUCUCCGCCGCCGGCCUGACCCUCCUCAACCUCCACCGCGUCUCGUUCUUAUCUCCUACCGCCCUCGAACUCAUCCUCACCCACUCGGGCCGCACGCUCAAACACCUCAACCUCCAUUCCUGCGACGACCUCACCUCCGAAGUCCUCACCCACAAACUCGCCACCUCGUGUCCGGAUCUCGAGGUCGUCGAUCUCAGUUUCGUCAGGAGCGUCGAUAACUUUGUCGUCAAGGCUUUGCUCGAUGGAUGUCCGAGGUUGAGGGUGUUGUUCUUGCAUGGCAACAACCGCGUGACGAGUGAUGUGCCGAGGAAGGCCGGCGUCCAGCUUCGUGGUCUCGAGAACGCCGUCCACAGCGAGAGUCCCUCGGGUGUCAUGUGGGCCUAA